AUGGAGCCGUGGAAGCAAUGCGCGCAGUGGCUCAUCCACUGCAAGGUGCUGCCCGCCAACCACCGGGUGACCUGGGACUCGGCGCAGGUGUUCGACCUGGCCCAGACCCUCCGCGAUGGAGUCCUGCUCUGCCAACUGCUCAACAACCUCCGGGCGCACUCCAUCAACCUGAAGGAGAUCAACCUGAGGCCGCAGAUGUCCCAGUUUCUCUGUUUGAAGAACAUAAGGACAUUCCUCACGGCCUGUUGUGAGACAUUUGGAAUGAGAAAGAGCGAACUGUUCGAGGCAUUUGACCUGUUUGAUGUCCGUGACUUCGGAAAGGUAAUAGAAACAUUAUCGCGACUUUCUCGCACACCUAUCGCGUUGGCCACAGGGAUCAGGCCCUUCCCGACAGAAGAAAGCAUCAAUGAUGAUGACAUCUACAAAGGCCUGCCUGAUUUAAUCGAUGAAACCCACGUGGAAGAUGAAGAGGGUCUGUAUGACUGUGUGUAUGGGGAGGAUGAAGGUGGCGAGGUAUACGAGGACCUGAUGAAGGCGGAGGAAGCUCAGCAGUCGAAAUGUCCAGAAAAUGAUAUACGAAGUUGCUGCCUAGCAGAAAUUAAGCAGACAGAAGAAAAAUAUACGGAAACCCUGGAGUCAAUAGAAAAAUAUUUCAUGGCACCAUUGAAAAGAUUUCUGACAGCAGCAGAAUUUGAUUCAGUAUUCAUCAACAUUCCUGAACUUGUGAAAGUUCAUCGGAACCUAAUGCAAGAGAUUCAUGAUUCCAUUGUGAAUAAAAAUGACCAGAACUUGUAUCAAGUUUUCAUUAACUACAAGGAAAGGUUGGUUAUUUACGGGCAGUACUGCAGUGGAGUAGAGUCGGCCAUCUCUAGUUUGGACUACAUAUCUAAGACAAAAGAAGAUGUCAAACUGAAAUUAGAGGAAUGUUCUAAAAGAGCAAACAAUGGGAAAUUUACUCUUCGAGAUUUGCUUGUGGUUCCUAUGCAGCGUGUUUUGAAGUAUCACCUUCUCCUUCAGGAGCUCGUCAAACAUACCACUGAUCCUAUGGAGAAGGCAAAUCUGAAACUGGCUCUUGAUGCAAUGAAGGACUUGGCACAAUAUGUGAAUGAAGUGAAAAGAGAUAAUGAGACCCUUCGUGAAAUUAAACAGUUUCAGCUAUCUAUAGAAAAUUUGAACCAACCCGUUUUGCUUUUUGGACGACCUCAGGGAGAUGGUGAAAUUCGAAUAACCACUCUAGACAAACAUACAAAACAAGAAAGGCAUAUCUUCUUAUUUGAUUUGGCAGUGAUUGUAUGUAAAAGGAAAGGUGAUAACUAUGAAAUGAAGGAAAUAAUAGAUCUUCAGCAGUACAAAAUAGCCAACAAUCCUACAACUGAUAAAGAAAAUAAAAAGUGGUCUUAUGGCUUCUACCUCAUCCAUAUCCAAGGACAAAAUGGGUUAGAAUUUUAUUGCAAAACAAAAGAUUUAAAGAAAAAAUGGCUGGAACAGUUUGAAAUGGCUUUAUCUAACAUAAGGCCAGACUAUGCAGACUCCAACUUCCAUGAAUUCAAGAUGCACACCUUCAACCGGGUUACAUCCUGCAGAGUCUGCCAGAUGCUCCUGAGGGGAACAUUUUUUCAAGGUUAUUUAUGUGUUAAGUGUGGUGCCAGAGCACACAAAGAAUGUUUGGGAAGAGUAGACAAUUGCAGCAGAGUUAAUUCCGCUGAACAAGGGACGCUCAAACCAUCGGAGAAACGGACCAAUGGACUCCGAAGAACCCCCAGACCGGUGGAUCCAGGUUUACCAAAGAUGCAGGCUAUUAGGAACUACAGUGGAACGCCGCCCCCCGCUCUUCAUGAAGGACCCCCAUUACACAUUCAGGCAGGGGAUACAGUUGAACUUCUGAGAGGAGAUGCACACAGUCUGUUUUGGCAGGGUAGAAAUUUAACAUCUGGAGAGGUUGGAUUUUUUCCGAGUGAUGCUGUCAAGCCUUGCCCAUGUGUGCCCAAACCAGUAGAUUAUUCUUGCCAACCCUGGUAUGCUGGAGCCAUGGAAAGACUGCAGGCAGAGACUGAACUUAUUAACAGGGUAAACAGUACUUACCUUGUGAGACACAGGACCAGAGAGUCAGGAGAAUAUGCAAUUAGCAUUAAGUACAAUAAUGAAGCAAAGCACAUCAAGAUUUUAACAAGAGAUGGCUUUUUUCACAUUGCGGAAAAUAGAAAGUUUAAAAGUUUAAUGGAACUUGUGGAGUACUACAAGCAUCAUUCUCUUAAAGAAGGAUUCAGAACCUUGGAUACAACUCUGCAGUUUCCAUACAAGGAGCCAGAACAUUCAACUGGACAGAGGGGUAAUAGAGCAGGCAUCAGCUUGUUAAGUCCAAAGGUGCUGGGCAUCGCCAUUGCUCGGUAUGACUUCUGUGCCAGAGAUAUGCGAGAACUGUCCCUGCUGAAAGGAGACGUGGUGAAGAUUUACACAAAGAUGAGUGCAAACGGCUGGUGGAGAGGAGAAGUAAAUGGCAGGGUGGGCUGGUUUCCAUCCACGUAUGUGGAAGAGGAUGAAUAA
Molecule: messenger RNA, 2544 nt
Organism: Rangifer tarandus platyrhynchus (Svalbard reindeer)
Lineage: Eukaryota; Metazoa; Chordata; Mammalia; Artiodactyla; Cervidae
Source: the annotation of a GenBank genome assembly